Colletotrichum phormii is the source of this 1044-nucleotide messenger RNA. Its product is annotated as autophagy-related protein. NCBI's taxonomy places the organism in Eukaryota, Fungi, Ascomycota, Sordariomycetes, Glomerellales, Glomerellaceae. The transcript has 3 exons. Gene Ontology annotation, biological process: autophagy; autophagosome assembly. The record is from RefSeq and is a predicted model, not a curated record. Bases 119 to 706 code for a protein of 195 amino acids. Gene Ontology annotation, cellular component: phagophore assembly site.
GAGGGAGAGUAUCUAUCUAUCUAUCUCUCUCUCUCUCUCUCUCUCUCUAACGCCAACCGCAUCCGUCUAUCCGACAACCAAGUCACCGAGCAAAAUACCAUAAUCAAGAAAAGGCACGAUGCAGCAGAGCAGCGCCCCAGAGUUCAUUCUCGAGGCCUUUGCGGACCCGGCCUCCGUGAGGGACGUCGUCAAAGGAAUCCUCCACACAAUCUUCUUCCACCGCUUCUUCCCCGCCGUCGUCCCCUACACCCGCGAAGUCCUAGACCUGACCCUCCCCUACGUCGACGACGUCGAGCUCGAGACCAUGAUCGAGCAGCGCGCCACCGCCCUCGUCCGCCAGCUCGACGCGGAGCGCUCCUCGUCCGGCAGCGGCGGCAGCGGCGGGGGGCGCGGCCAGCUCACCGUCCAGUUCUUUGAGAAGAAGCGCCGCAAGGCCUGGCUCAUGCGCGGCGACGAGGAGGUCUGCUGGGAGUGCUGGACCGUCAAGGUCACGGUCGCGGAGCCCAGGACGGAGACUGAGCGAGCCAAAGUCCGAAAAGCCAUGGAGACGACGCUCAUGACGACCGUCAUGAAGGUCAUCACCUUUGUCAACGCGCACAAGGAUCACAUCCCUCCGAUAACGACACAGGGGUCGAACCCGUUUCCCUAUCAGAUCAACAUUAACCAAAAGGAGUCGGGCUGGGCUACGAGGAUGGGUAUUUACUGAUCUUUUUUCUGCGAAUUUCUGUGUGUGCGAGCGACGACACCACGACACUGUGAAACUGUAAUGAGAUGUUUGACAAGAUGAUUUUUGGUUGAAUUUUGAAUCGUUCUUCCUUGGGACGACAAAUAUUCAACGAACCCCAGGAUGAACGAUGGCGACGCUGCUGGCAGAUAUCGUAGAGGUACGCACACACAUUCCGGCGUUUCUAAGGACAAGGCAUGAUUCACGAGGUAUAGACCAUGUAGGUAGGACAUUGGGGAAGUUAGAGCAAGACAAUAUGAUACCCGUUCUUGAGUUCAACAACCAAAGACUAGGAGGUCACGCGCGUGACAAAGUCUAGC